Schizophyllum commune H4-8 is the source of this 1042-nucleotide messenger RNA. RefSeq names its product acyl-CoA N-acyltransferase. The record is from RefSeq and is a predicted model, not a curated record. The coding region runs from base 44 to 682 and encodes 212 amino acids. The transcript has a single exon. Lineage: Eukaryota; Fungi; Basidiomycota; Agaricomycetes; Agaricales; Schizophyllaceae. Gene Ontology annotation, molecular function: acyltransferase activity, transferring groups other than amino-acyl groups.
UUCGACUUGUCUUCGACCAUCUUGGCGCCGACCCUUGCUGAUCAUGGCGAUAACCAUUCGCAAGGCAACAUCGGAAGACGCCCCUGCGCUGUCACGCAUCUGCCUCCUCACUGCCGAUGCUGGCAAGUCCGCAGAGGCGUUGCACGAAUUCGGUGACCUGCCAGGCCUGGUGUUCUCCGUGCCCUACGUGCAGCUCCCGACGACAUGGGCCUUCGUCUUGCAGGACGACAUCACGGGCGAAGUAGUGGGCUACACCGUCGGCUCGACCGACACGCGCGCCUACGAGGCGUACGCGCAGGAGCACUGGUGGCCGCGCUGGGCAGCGGAGUACCCGCCGGAGCGCACGACGCGCGAGGCGGACCUCAAGUACGCGAAGCUGCUGCGAAAUAUGUUUACCGCGCCAGAGGCAUGCAUAGCAUUCAGCCCGGCGCAUUUGCAUAUCAACAUCCUGGACAGGUACCAGGGGCAGGGAUGGGGAAGGAGGCUCAUCGCAAGGGCGGUAGAGUAUCUGAGUGGGGAGGGGUUGGAGGGGUUGUGGUUGGGGAUGGACCCGAGGAAUACAGCGGCGAGGGCGUUUUAUGAGAAGUUGGGAUUUGAGCCGAUUGAGGGGGCGGACGCUAAUAACAUGGGCUUGAGGUUCGAUAAUUUCAAGGGCCCGAAGAACCCAAGUCAGGCAGCAUAAGCGCCUGCACUCGGCUUGCUUGUACAACAACAGUACUCAUACAACAUACAACCGCGUUUAAAUGAUACACUUUUCAUCUACAUACCCUUUCUCUACCUGCGGCUAAUCGUCGUUCGUCCAGAUCUUCUGCAUCUGCUUCUUGAACGGCUCGAGGCUGAAUUCGACCGCAGAGCAAGGGAAGCCGAUCUCGAACUUCUCGAGCACGCUCGGGUGCAGGACGCCGAGCUCGCCGAUGAUGAGAUCCUUCUUGGUGUGGAGUGUCGCCUUGAUGUCCUCCUUCAGCUCGGAGAGCUUGGUGUGCUUGACGGGGGCGGGGCGGUAGUGGAUAGUUGCGCAGCGGCCGGGGAAGUAAGCGGGGUC